AUGGCCAUGUUUUCGCUUCGAUACAGCGAAGCCUUCCUCCGAGAGCGCUUCGCCCCGCAAGCGGACGCCCUCUCCGAAGCGGCGCGCCGCAGCGUCGAGGUCCAAAUCUCGAGGCCUUGCCUUGAUUGGAGCUUUGGGGACCGGUUUCCUUGGGAUGCUUCCUGCCAGGCGAUGUCAAGGCUUUGCUUGCUGCUACGAGUAGAGUGCGAGUGCGCGAUGACAAGCGGCCCUCCGAAGCCUGAGCUCUUGUACUUGUACCGAGGACGAGCAACUCGGAAGCAGCAGAGAUCAAAGACACCAGAGCGGGACUAUGAACCUGCUCCUGAUGGAAGCGGCUGGUACGUCUACAAGAAGACUAGUAAAUGGAAAUUCCACCCCGAGACUGGGCUUUACCUCCACAUCAAGAGUGGAGUAUACUACAUACAGAAGGAGGGCGACCCGAAGAACUUUCGGAAAAUCGACGACGACGAUGACCCCGUCGUCCGGAAGAUGAAGCAGUCGGAGGAGAUGCGGAGGGCCAUCCAGUCCACCGAGUUCGUCCACUUCGGGGAAGGAGCAGCCGCGGCUGCGGCCCCCCCUAGGGCCAUCCGGGAAGAUGGCGUCCCUGCGGCUCCCGUAGAAAUUGCACCGGCACCGCGGCCUCCGGAGAAGGAGAAGCCGGAGGGAGAACCCGACAAGAAGAUCGAAGGGAGGGUGCGGGAAUGGAACGCCGAGAAGGGCUUCGGCUUUAUCAUUCCCCUCGUUCGGGAGGACGAGGAGGCUCCGAAGAGCAUCUUCGUACACUUGUGGAACGUGGUGGGCAGCACCAGCAAGAACCCCAUCAACCUCCGGGAGGGCUCCAAGGUCCUCUACAAGUUGGGGGAGCAGGAUGGAAAGCCCAGGGCACAAGACGUUGUCAUGCUCGGGAAGGACGGCAAGCCCCUCCCUGUGCAUGCGGGCGCUCAGAACCUGGAGGAGAAAAGAAAGAGCUAUUUCGUCACGGCCGAGACGCUUGGCGUGCGGGUUCAUGCGGAAAGCUGGCCUGGCAAGCAGAUCGAGUUGCAAGACCGAUACGCCCAGGAUGAGGCCAUGGAUGAACUCGGAGUCUACUUCGGCGUCUUUGAUGGCCACGGGGGCGCGCAGGUCUCUGAGUUGGCAGCCAAGAACCUCCACCGGAACAUCUUGUCCUGCUUCCGGCAGAAGGCCGUUCAGCCGGCAAGCCGAGACGAGAAGAUCAAGAUGGCCGUGCGUGAGGCCUUCGCUACAACGGACCGAGACAUCCUCGCGCUUUCAGAGAGGAAGAAGUUCGACUCCGUGGGCUCCACUGCCGUUUGCGCGCUGCUGCACGGCAACCCAAAGCUGGGAACGGCGCUGCGGCUGGUGCUUGCUCACAUCGGGGAUUCUCGAGCGAUCCUCUGCAGAGCUGGGCAAGCGGUCCAGAUCACCGAGGACCACAAGCCGGACCGGAUAGACGAGAAGAAGCGGAUAGAGAGGGCAGGGGGCUUGGUUUUGAACGUCCGUGGGGCGUGGCGGAUCGCGGCCCCGGCCAACCCGCGUGGGUCUACGAAGUCCUCGCGCCGGGAAUACCAGGGCCUCUCCAUCACCAGGUCCUUAGGGGACGCUUGCUUCAAGAACCCGGCCUUGUCGGCGGCCGACCCAGAGGUCAGGGUCCUGCCGAUUUCCGACAAGGACCUGUUCAUCGUCCUCGUUACCGAGGGGGUCACAAGAGUCCUCUCCAACCAAGACGUGAUCGACUGUGCCAGCAAGCAUUGGGCUGACUCGGAAGAAGCGGCAAAGAAUAUUGUGCGCACGGCGUUUCAGGCCGGCAGCGACGAGAACUUGACCGCUUUGGUCGUUCAAUUCGGGUGGGCCGACAAACACACACCGCGGUAUAUCGAAAGGAGACGGCAGAUGGUGGCGCAAGGUGUUGAUGGGGGAAGCCCGGUCAUGAAGCCGACGGCGGCGCCGAGCAAGGAGGUCUUCUCUGAUAAAGCCGUGGAGAAGGAUGAUUUUGACAUGUUUGGCUGA
This is a messenger RNA of Symbiodinium sp. CCMP2592, 2007 nucleotides long. NCBI's taxonomy places the organism in Eukaryota, Dinophyceae, Suessiales, Symbiodiniaceae. The record is from the annotation of a GenBank genome assembly.